ACACCGGGUUCAGUUUUUCAAACACCAAAACCAAAAUACAUCUCAGAAAUAUACAAGACAAGUUACUACUCUGUACUCAUUGACCAAGAAUAUCGUUGUUGUUGAAAAUUUGACUGAAGUAUUUUGUUGCUUGCGGCUGGUUAGCUUGGACAUUUUUGUUUUUUGAUAUCAGCCUUUGGCAGAAUAUCUUUUUUAGCAGAGAUGACGAAACUGCCCCAGAACGAUGCUCCCAAUGAGUUCAAGAUCAACAAUGCACCGCAGGACGGCAUUUCUGCAGUGAAGUUUGGUCCCACCUCGUCACAGUUUAUCCUCGUCUCAUCCUGGGACACAUCUGUCCGGCUGUACGACAUACAGAAUAACAACCAGAGGCUCAAAUAUCAUCAUUCAGGCGCUGUACUAGAUUGCUGUUUUCAGGAUGGUGUCCAUGCGUACAGUGGUGGCCUGGACCAAAAUCUGAAGAUGUUUGACUUCAAUUCAGGAACAGAAACGAUCGUGGGACUGCACGAGGCGCCGAUACGCUGCGUCGAGUACUGCGCCGACGUCAACGUCAUCGUCACGGGAAGCUGGGACAUGACGGUGAAGCUGUGGGACCCUCGCGCGGCACGCAGCGCUGGCUCCUUCUCGCAGCCGGACAAGGUGUACACGCUGGCUACGUGCGGUGACAAGCUGGUCGUGGGCACGGCCGGGCGGCGCGUGCUCGUCUGGGACCUGCGCAACAUGGGCUACGUGCAGCAGCGACGCGAGUCCAGCCUCAAGUACCAGACACGCUGCAUCCGAACCUUCCCCAACAAGCAGGGAUACGUGCUUAGCUCUAUAGAAGGGCGUGUGGCGGUGGAGUACCUGGAUCCGAGCUCCGAAGUGCAGAAGAAGAAGUACGCGUUCAAGUGCCACCGCAUCAAGGAGAACGGGGUCGAGCAGAUCUACCCCGUGAACGCCAUCGCCUUCCACGCGCAGCACAGCACCUUCGCGUCCGGUGGCUCUGAUGGUUUCGUCAAUAUCUGGGACGGUUUCAACAAGAAGCGUCUCUGCCAAUUCCACAGGUAUCCGACAUCGAUCGCCUCGCUCGCCUUCAGCCCCGACGGCACGAUGCUCGCCAUCGCCUCCUCCUACAUGUACGAGGAGGGAGAACAAGAGAACGUGCCCGAGGACGCCAUCUACAUCCGACACGUCACCGACCAGGAGACGAAGCCAAAGUAGCGCGGCGGACAAACAAGCGGACGUGCGUGCGAGCGAACGGGAGAGCUGUACAUAUAUAAGAAUAUUUGAAGAUGAACAAGACGAUGAAUUUUACAUUUACCCUUACACAAAUAUUUUAUGGGAAAAAGUAGCGAUGUAUAAUAAAGUUGCUCCUUCCCUACUCAUUU
Molecule: messenger RNA, 1364 nt
Organism: Priapulus caudatus
Lineage: Eukaryota; Metazoa; Priapulida; Priapulimorpha; Priapulimorphida; Priapulidae
Product: mitotic checkpoint protein BUB3-like
Exons: 9
Coding region: 202-1197 (331 amino acids)
Biological process (GO): mitotic spindle assembly checkpoint signaling
Cellular component (GO): bub1-bub3 complex; mitotic checkpoint complex; kinetochore
Molecular function (GO): ubiquitin binding
Source: RefSeq, a predicted model, not a curated record